Molecule: messenger RNA, 699 nt
Organism: Cadophora gregata
Lineage: Eukaryota; Fungi; Ascomycota; Leotiomycetes; Helotiales; Ploettnerulaceae
Exons: 3
Coding region: 1-699 (232 amino acids)
Molecular function (GO): protein binding
Source: RefSeq, a predicted model, not a curated record
AUGGAGCGCAGGAAACUGCAAAAUAGAGAAGCCCAGCGACGAUAUCGCGAAAAUAUUAAGCGAAAGCUCAAGAUUGCAGAAAGACAGCUGGAAGACAGGGGAUCUCUGGCGAAUGUACCCCAACAAUUCGCUACCAAUUGUGUGAAUGAAGUGAACCUGCCUUCCGAAGCCCAGAACGGAAUUGAAGCUUUGCAUUGCGCUUCCCCAAUUUUUGAUUUUGAUUGGAUGACCCUGAGGCCCCAGUGUCAUAUACAGGAUAGUGAUGAAUUAGCCUCACCACCAGAGAGCUCUUCGAUUUACUCUCCAGCUCGUACCAGUGCAGGAUCGACUCUCAUACAUGUUGCUGCUUGGAAGGGCUAUCAUGCAAUUGUUCGCAUCCUGUCAAAUUCUGGAGUCGACGUGGCCUGCAAAGAUUAUGCAGGCCAGACCCCGUUACAUCUGGCAGCGGCCCAUGGACAUACCAACACCAUCAAAGCGCUGAUUGAAGUGGGAGCGGAGGUUGAUGCUAGGAAUCAUCAAGGGCAAACGCCAUUGUUUGUAGCUGUGAACAAUGGGGAGGACGAUUCUGUUAGAGUGCUGCUGGAAAGUGGGGCGGAUCCUAAUGCUAGGGUUUCUGUUACGGCACUUGGAUCUGAGAUGGCUAUGAUGCAAGACAAUACUAUGGAAGUAUUGCCGGCGGUCGUUCCAAAAGAAGUCUGA